Messenger RNA from Fomitiporia mediterranea MF3/22, 2085 nucleotides. RefSeq names its product kinase-like protein. The record is from RefSeq and is a predicted model, not a curated record. Lineage: Eukaryota; Fungi; Basidiomycota; Agaricomycetes; Hymenochaetales; Hymenochaetaceae. The coding region runs from base 123 to 1172 and encodes 349 amino acids. Gene Ontology annotation, biological process: endocytosis; peptidyl-serine phosphorylation; signal transduction. Gene Ontology annotation, molecular function: ATP binding; protein serine/threonine kinase activity. The transcript has 5 exons. Gene Ontology annotation, cellular component: nucleus; cytoplasm.
CUCGUCCCAUCUCCUCUCCUCUUCCUCUCUCCCCUCUUCUCUUUUCAGUAUCCAUCCCUACCAUUUUUUAGCCCUUACCCACUUAACAUCUGCCCACCACGACGGACAAUACAUCCCCGAAAAUGGAUCUUCGCGUUGGCGGGAAGUAUCGCCUCGGGAAGAAGAUCGGUUCAGGAUCGUUUGGUGACAUUUAUCUGGGUAUCAACAUCAUCUCGGGUGAAGAGGUUGCCAUCAAACUUGAAUCGGUCAAGGCGAAGCACCCCCAACUCGAGUACGAGUCGAAGGUGUACAAGACUCUUGCCGGUGGCGUAGGCGUACCCUUCGUUAGAUGGUUCGGCACAGAGUGCGACUACAAUGCGAUGGUCCUUGACCUCCUCGGGCCGAGCUUGGAAGACCUUUUCAACUUCUGCAAUCGCAAGUUUAGCCUGAAAACUGUCCUUUUGCUAGCCGACCAGUUGAUUUCGCGUAUAGAGUACAUCCACUCUCGCAACUUCAUCCACCGUGAUAUUAAGCCCGAUAACUUCUUGAUGGGCAUUGGCAAGCGUGGCAAUCAAGUCAAUGUCAUCGACUUUGGUCUUGCCAAGAAGUUCCGUGACCCGAAGACUCACCUGCACAUUCCGUACAGGGAGAAUAAGAACCUCACUGGUACAGCCCGUUACACAUCUAUUAACACACACUUGGGCGUGGAACAGGCUCGUCGUGAUGACUUGGAGUCUCUUGCCUACGUGUUGAUGUAUUUCUUGCGAGGUGCACUUCCCUGGCAGGGCCUGAAGGCUGCCACCAAGAAGCAGAAGUACGACCGCAUCAUGGAAAAGAAGAUGACAACGCCCACCGAUCUUCUUUGCCGCGGUUUCCCCAAUGAGUUUGGUAUCUUCCUGAACUAUUGCCGUGCACUCCGCUUCGACGACAAGCCCGACUACUCAUACCUUCGCAAGCUUUUCCGGGACCUCUUCGUCCGAGAAGGUUACCAGUACGAUUACGUAUUUGACUGGAGCGUUCAGAGGACCACACAGGAUGAAGCAGGUUCUAGUGGAAAGGCCCCGCAGGGUCGCAGGAAGGUUGUUCAGGAGGAUGAGGGUGAACCGAGAGCCAGUGACAGAAUGCUUCGCUCGCAGACGAGACAGCAGCAGGCUGCUAGUGCACAGCGUAGAGGUCGUGAUGAGAUAUGGUGAUUGAAGCGGAAUGUGUCCUUGUCUUCAUUGGCUGCGGUCAUGCCGAGAAUAGCCGAACAUGUUGAUGGUGUAGAUGAUUGUUCGGGUAGUUCGUGUCCUUGGCCGUCGUCGUUCAAUGUUCUUCGUGCGUCAGGGUUCAGUCGGGUUCGUGGUGGAUGUGACAACCGGGCUCGCCACAGUUAAUUCAGAGCUUGGGUUGUCAUGGUCGAUUUUUUGUUGGGAGUAAGAGCAUGCCAGCGCUCCCUUCGGGCCUCGAAAUUAGCAUCGACGCAAACACGAUUUUCGCGGUACAUCCACUGCGUACGAGUAGUGAUCCUUUCCCCCUUUGCCGGGGACCGCGCUUUCUUGUCUCCGAUUAACCCGCGAACGAGGUGCUUAACGAGUGAUUAUCUUUCAACGGACGCUGUUUCUUUUCAGGCUACCCCUACUUCUACUGUUGAGGAAGAGGUGGCCGUCAUUCCUAUCGCUUAAUUUUCCUAUCCAUUCCUAGCGCCCAAACUUUCCAACCCCUUGCCCUCUUUGAAGCAGUUCUCACCGUGCUUUCCUGGUCCUCCACGUUCUCCCUGGUAUAUGUAUAUAUGUGUGUUUUCAUGUCCCUCGUUACAUCCCCCUCGUGUACCGUCUCUCUUCGCUUCCCCUGCUCAUUCCGGAAUUGUGUUCCUCCCUUCCCCACCUUGGUCAUCUGAACAUCGACGUAUGUCGAUUGUAGGCUAAGGGCGAGGUGAUGGGAGAGGGCGUCGUGCUCGCGGGACGAUUUAUUCUACGAGCACGAGUAGAUUCGACUGACGUUAUCAGAAUAUCUUCCAUCUUACCUACGUUGAUGCGAAACCCACGUUCCUAUCAUGCCUUGACUUGAAGGACAUGCUUCCCUCGUAUGUACGUAGAGUACUUCCAAUAAGAGUUUAUAUGCCGG